UCGAGCCUCAGUGCCAAUUGGGGCGCGCACUAUCUGCCCGGACAGACACGGCACUAUCGUCUUGUAAAGGCAUGGGUCCGGCUCGCAAAACAUCAAACAGUUCCUGUGUCUGUUUUCUCAACCUGAACUGCGUUGCACACAAGCAUCAUGAGCACAGAAUCGGCCCAUACGGGAGACACCUCAUCCGAUCAGCGUCUGCCGGUCACUUGUCGUUGCGCAUUGUGUUCUUACCUUGCAUCGGAUGAUCCUCCCCCUCGCCCUGAUAGCCCGGAACCGGACAGCGAUGUGUCACCUUUGCGUCUGAAGCCAAGACCUCCACUCAGCAAGGAAGAGCUCACUGCGGAAGUCGAAGCAAUCUAUACUGGGCUGAUCAUGAUCGAAAAAAAAUGCACCGACGUCCACCAGGAGCUACGGCUCCAGAGUGUCGAGCUCAAGGAUGAGCAGUGGCGGGCUCUACACACGCUUCACAGUAAACUCCUAGACGAGCAUCACGACUUUCUUCUUGCCAUCCAACAUCCAACAGCUCCGCCGAAUUUGAGAAGGCUUGCUAUGGAUCGUUCCAUGCCUGCUCGUAUGUGGCGGCAUGGAGUCCACCCGUAUCUCACACUUCUUCAGGACCAGCUACCUCAAAGUCAAGAACACCUGAGAACGUUCGUCAAUCUCGCAUAUGGGCUAUACGGCCACCUGCAUACGAGCAUUCCUACAUUCGCAAAGGCCUGGGCUGAGUGCCUCGGUCAUCUCGCCCUUGUUGCGAUAAUGGCCGCGAACGACGUCGACGAGUGCAAGCGCUGGGCCUCUAUCUCACAGGUUGGGUUUGAUGAAGCGUUGAACAGUGGGCCUACCUCUGACGCUGCAUCUGAUAACUCUCACGAACAAUCUGACGCGGCGUUUGAUGUUCCCCACGGCCGGGUGCAUGAACAACAGGUCACUGACGAAUGGGUUCUGCUUGGCGACGAUGAUCUGUAAUUAUAGCGGAACGACACGUUUCGAGUAGCGCACUAUACUUUCAAGAGUUUUGAACUGCAAGCAUUCGCCUCUCAACAAUAACGUUGAAGU
This is a messenger RNA of Microdochium trichocladiopsis, 1056 nucleotides long. RefSeq lists its product as uncharacterized. The record is from RefSeq and is a predicted model, not a curated record. The transcript has a single exon. NCBI's taxonomy places the organism in Eukaryota, Fungi, Ascomycota, Sordariomycetes, Xylariales, Microdochiaceae. Bases 148 to 966 code for a protein of 272 amino acids.